AUGGCUGCGCUAUGUGCGAUGUUGUAUGCGGAUCCAUUGCCGCUGAAGAGAAAGGAGGAAAUGGAUGCUUCAGGUGUAUUGUAUCUCGCUGUAGUCCAAAACUCGAGGAAGUGGAAGAUGGCGAGGGAAGAAAUAAAGAAAGGGAUGCGCCAGAAGAUCGUUUCGGUGACAAAGAAGAAGUAG
Sclerotinia sclerotiorum 1980 UF-70 is the source of this 183-nucleotide messenger RNA. RefSeq lists its product as hypothetical. The record is from RefSeq and is a predicted model, not a curated record. NCBI's taxonomy places the organism in Eukaryota, Fungi, Ascomycota, Leotiomycetes, Helotiales, Sclerotiniaceae. Bases 1 to 183 code for a protein of 60 amino acids. The transcript has a single exon.